AUGGCCCUCAAGCAAGAUACAGCCGGGAUCAUCGCCGCGGCCGAGAGUCACAUCACCUCUUACUGCGCCACUCUUUCCUCACCCUCGUUCCCAACCUCAACCGGUCGCGCUACAAAGAUGACGACCUACUACCUUCCGACCAUAUCCUUCUUUACAGAUGGAACCAUCAUUCAACUAUCCGAUCCAUCGCAUUUCGUGCAACUGAUUUCAGGCCCUCUGGACAGAUUGGGAGGUCUUCCCGACGUAAAAGGCCACCGAGUCGAAGGUGUCAGCGAAAAUAGUGCAGUUAUAUGGCUCUCAUUGGAGGUUAAGGGGAUCGAGAUUUUGAAUGUGUAUUUCUUCAGAAGAAUGGGGGAUAGAAGUCAAGGGUUCGAGGGUGGUAUUUUGACGGGGAAGUUUGGUUGUUGA
Messenger RNA from Penicillium subrubescens, 408 nucleotides. RefSeq lists its product as uncharacterized. The record is from RefSeq and is a predicted model, not a curated record. The transcript has a single exon. Bases 1 to 408 code for a protein of 135 amino acids. Lineage: Eukaryota; Fungi; Ascomycota; Eurotiomycetes; Eurotiales; Aspergillaceae.